Molecule: messenger RNA, 3274 nt
Organism: Nerophis ophidion (straightnose pipefish)
Lineage: Eukaryota; Metazoa; Chordata; Actinopteri; Syngnathiformes; Syngnathidae
Gene: slc7a1a
Product: solute carrier family 7 member 1a
Exons: 13
Coding region: 383-2323 (646 amino acids)
Biological process (GO): amino acid transport; transmembrane transport
Cellular component (GO): plasma membrane
Molecular function (GO): amino acid transmembrane transporter activity
Source: RefSeq, a predicted model, not a curated record
UGCACUCAUUAAUGACAGGACAAUCUUUGCAAAUUAUUUCACAGCAAUAUCUAAACAAAUAUUCCUGGAUUCCUCGUAGCUUAAAAAGUGAGCAAGCUGUAUUAUUCAUUGAUUUUUGCUUCUGCAUAUAGUGCCACCAUGUUCCAGUAUCUAUGAGCGUGCAUGUCGAUGGCUGCUUGGAAUAGCUGAACCAUGUGAUUCUCGCGGAUCCUAUUUCGGAACCCUUUAAGUUCAUGCACACUGCUCACAGCGGCUGGAAGAAUAGCAAACCAACACAGUGUUUAAUCUCAUUGUAUGUCCUCCGCUCUUGAGACGCGCACGGUGGUGUCAGCUGAUAAGACGUUUUCAAGUGUGUGCGGCGUGAACCUGCCCUGCGGUCGCAAUGAUGGCGCUGGACAAGCUGCUGAGCUUUGGGAAGCGGUUGCUGAGGGUGAAGGUGGUGGACUGCAACGCGGAGGACUCGCGCCUGUCACGAUGCCUCAACACGUUAGACCUAGUGGCCCUCGGAGUGGGAAGCACUCUCGGAGCGGGUGUCUAUGUGCUAGCGGGGGCUGUUGCACGAGAGAAUUCAGGUCCUGCCAUUGUGCUGUCUUUCCUGAUAGCUGCUUUAGCAUCAGUGUUAGCCGGCUUGUGCUAUGCUGAAUUUGGAGCUCGUGUUCCUAAGACAGGCUCAGCUUAUCUGUACUCCUAUGUAACUGUCGGAGAACUCUGGGCGUUCAUCACUGGGUGGAACCUCAUCCUCGCUUAUAUCAUCGGUACCGCCAGUGUGGCUCGGGCAUGGAGCGCCACCUUCGACGAGUUGAUAGGGAAGCGAAUAGAGCAUUUCAGCAGACAAUACAUGUACAUAAACGCACCGGGGGUAUUGUCAGAAUACCCCGACAUGUUUGCUGUUUUCAUUAUCAUCACCCUCACAGGUCUGCUGGCAUUCGGGGUGAAAGAGUCUGCGAUUGUCAACAAAGUUUUUACAUGCAUCAACAUCUUGGUUCUAUUGUUCAUGGUGAUCUCUGGCCUGGUCAAGGGCACGAUGAAGAACUGGUACCUGGACCCUGAUGAAAUCCUACAUGUCAGCAAUAGCAGCAACUCCAGCCUCAACCUCACAGACAUCCUGCCAACCAGAGAAGAGUUAGGUGUUGGUGGCUUUAUGCCUUUUGGUUUCGCCGGAGUGCUGUCUGGAGCUGCUACCUGUUUCUAUGCCUUUGUGGGGUUCGAUUGCAUAGCAACCACAGGUGAAGAGGUGAAAAACCCCCAAAGAGCCAUCCCCAUUGGCAUCGUGUCCUCGCUGCUUAUCUGCUUUGUAGCCUACUUCUGCGUUUCCGCAGCCCUCACGCUCAUGAUGCCGUACUACCUGUUGGACAGCAAAAGCCCUCUGCCCGUAGCCUUUAAGUACGUGGGAUGGGAUGGAGCCAAAUACGCUGUGGCUGUCGGCUCUCUCUGUGCACUGUCAACAAGCCUGUUGGGUUCCAUGUUCCCCCUGCCUCGUAUCAUCUUUGCCAUGGCUCGAGAUGGCCUACUUUUCUCCUUCUUGGCCCGCGUCAGCGAGAGGAAAUCCCCCGUAACAUCCACAAUGACUGCCGGGGUUCUGUCUGCAAUCAUGGCGUUUCUGUUUGACCUGAAAGAUCUGGUGGACCUGAUGUCCAUAGGGACACUGCUGGCCUAUACGUUAGUAGCUGCCUGUGUCCUGGUGCUAAGGUAUCAGCCUGAGCUGCCCGGUGGAGCGUAUCAGAUGGCCAAUACCCAGGAGGAGAUGGAGCCAAGCGAUGGGAGUAUGGGCAUCCUACCCGGUGUGGAGGAGAGGUUCAGCUUGAACACCUUGCUCUUCCCAGACAGCCUGGAGCCCACCUCCCUGUCAGGCUCCUCGGUCAACAUCUGCGCCUCUGUACUGGGCCUGCUCAUAUUGGUGUUCAGCGUACUGGCAGUCCAGGGAGGCAGUGCUCUGUGGAACCUUGUAGUCCUCAGCCUCAUCUUCAUUAUCUGCCUCGUCCUUGUUUUUGUCAUCUGGAGGCAGCCCGAGAGCAAAACAAAGCUUUCGUUCAAGGUUCCACUGCUGCCCUUCCUUCCGGUGAUCAGCAUGUUCAUCAACGUCUACCUGAUGAUGCAGCUGGACCAAGGCACUUGGAUACGCUUUGCCAUGUGGAUGCUUUUAGGCUUUGUGAUCUACUUCUGCUACGGCAUCCAUCACAGCGUAGAAGCGAAGAUGGCCCGCUCGUCCCCCGACAUGGAGAUGGACAGCUACAAGAGCGACCACGAUUCCAUCACACCGGAGAAAGAGGCCUUCCUUCACAACGGCAUCGAGGUCAGGGAGGACGACGACAGAGACUUGUAGGGACGCGACAACCCCAUGUAUCUUCCAGCCCCCUCGCUGCCGUGACUCCGUCAAGGGCGGACAUUACCAGUGGUCACGCUCAAACACAGGACUAUUGAAGCUCUACGCUGCCGUGACGAGUGAUUUGCAUGAGGGUGCAGCUGUCUCGGUAUGUAACUCGCUCCUGAUCAUGUUUUUGAAACAACUUUGUAUUGACAUAUUUCUACACAUGCAAUAACUCACCCGCCCGUUGAAGUUUAUACGCUCAACAGCACGGCAUUGUCCUACUCUUAUGUAAGCCGUGCUGAAAUGUUCCGGUACUCCUGGCAGGACACUCCAACACAGAUAGCUUGCCUAUGAUGUUAUUGCUGUCCUUCGCUUGGCAGAACAAACGGGGCCACAGUGCUGCACCUGUUGGGACAGCACUGACUAUACCACCCUUUCACACCUUCUCUGAAAUGAAGAUUUCAGAUUUAACAUCCGGUGGCACAAAGCCCGCAGAGGUGUCUAAUUAUCCGAUAACAAGAUGACGUUUUGUAGUAAAGAAGCGCACAAUAUCCCACUUUGAGGUAGGGAAAAAUGAGGAUUGUUUGGAUAUAUAUGACGAGUAUUAGGCAUUGCGUGAUCAUUUCCACAGUGCUGGCUACUGUGUCUUUCAGCAUCCAUUGCUUAUAAAAAAUGUAAUUUGUAUAUUUGCUUUUCUCCCUUUAUAACUUUUAUUAUAUCCUUCCUGUUUUUAAGGCUUCUCGGAUUUUAAGGGAAUUGGAUCAACCACCUGGGAUAUUUGUAUGAGUUCAUUAUAAGCCAGAACUAUUUAUAAGUUCAGGUCUUAUUUUUAAGACCAGGUAUUUACUGUGUGAGUUUUUUGGCAGUCGCAGUACAACAAAAGUAGUGCGAUCAUAUACAGAAGAAUUACAAACAUGUAUAUACAACUUUGUUUAUAUUCUGUUAAGUAAAUUAUUUGUAAAUGUC